Messenger RNA from Hordeum vulgare subsp. vulgare (domesticated barley), 2090 nucleotides. Its product is annotated as scarecrow-like protein 22. Gene Ontology annotation, cellular component: nucleus. Bases 5 to 1642 code for a protein of 545 amino acids. The record is from RefSeq and is a predicted model, not a curated record. Gene Ontology annotation, biological process: regulation of DNA-templated transcription. Gene Ontology annotation, molecular function: DNA-binding transcription factor activity; sequence-specific DNA binding. NCBI's taxonomy places the organism in Eukaryota, Viridiplantae, Streptophyta, Magnoliopsida, Poales, Poaceae. The transcript has a single exon.
ACUUAUGAUCACCACCAUGUCCUCCUCCUCCCGCAGCGGCCUGGACGGCGGCGCGGGCGCGGCGGCCAGCUCGAAGCGCAUCGUCAAGUCGCCGGAGCCGACGUCGGUGCUGUACAACCGGAGCCCAAGCCCGCCCACGUCCUCGUCCGCGCACUCGGAGCCGCCGCCCAUCAGCGCCGAGGACUGGGACGCCGUGCUGCUCUCCUCCGGCGGCUGCGACAACAUGGCCGCCGCCGCGCACACCACCCAGGACACCUCCUUCCUGCGCUGGAUCAUGGACGCCGGCUACGCCGACGGCGACGGCGACGCCUUCGGCUUCAAGGGCCCCGCCCCCUUCGACCCCUCCCCUCUUCUUCUUCACCCGCCGCCGGCACCCGCACAGCGCCGGGGGGUGGAGGACGAGGAGGACGAGCCCUUCUCGCUCCCGCAGCUCCCUCCACAGCUCUCCCUCCCGCAGCAGCAGCAGCAGGUCCAUUUCCCUGUCCCGGCCUCCGCGCCGGGCGCCGCCGGAGGGGGAGGAGGAGAUCUCGAGCCCCAGGCGACGGUGGACGAGCUGCUCGAGGCGGCGCGCCGCGCCGACGCCGGGGACCCGGCUGGCGCGCGCGAGAUAUUGGCGCGGCUCAAUCACCGGCUCCCCUCGCCGCCCGCCCCGCCGGGCCACCCUCCCCUGCUCCGCGCCGCCGCGCUCCUCCGGGACGCGCUCCUGCACCGCCUCCUCCCGCCCGCAGCCGGCCCCUGCUCCGUCCUCUCGCCGCUCGACGUCGCGCUCAAGCUCGCCGCGCACAAGGCGCUGGCGGACGCCUCGCCCACCGUCCAGUUCGCCGGGUUCACGUCCACGCAGGCCUUCCUCGACGCGCUCGGCGCCGGCGCGCGCCGCGUCCACGUCGUCGACUUCGACGUCGGCUUCGGGGGCCACUGGCCGCCGCUCAUGCAGGAGCUCGCGCACCACUGGCGCCGCACCGCCGCGCCGUCGACGCCGCCGCCCACCCUCAAGGUCACGGCAUUGGUCUCGCCGGGGUCGAGGCACCCCCUGGAGCUCCACCUCACGCAGGAGAGCCUGGCGCGCUUCGCCGCCGAGCUCGGCAUCCCCUUCGAGUUCGCCGCCGUCGCCUUCGACCCCUUCAGCCCCUCGCCGCCCCCUGGCCUGUCCGCGGCGCCCGACGAGGCCGUCGCCGUGCACAUCACCGUCGGCACGGAGACCUCCAGGCCGACACCAGCGUCCCUCCGCGUCGUGAAGCAGCUCCGGCCCGCCAUCGUCGUGUGCGUCGACCACGGCUGCGACCGCGCCGACCUGCCGCUCCGGAGCCACGCGCUCAACGUCCUCCGCUCCUGCGCCGCGCUCGUCGAGUCGCUCGACACGCCCGGCGCGUCGCUGGACGUGGUGGCCAAGGUGGAGCAGUUCGUCCUGCGGCCGAGGGCCGAGCGCCUGGUCACCGGCGGCGACAAGCUGCCGCCAUGGAGGUCCACGUUCGCGUCCACCGGGUUCACGCCCCUGCCUCUCAGCAAUGCCGCGGAGGCGCAGGCAGAGUGCCUGCUCCGGCGCACGGCCAACCAUGGCUUCCACGUCGAGAAGCAGCAGUCGGCGCUGGCGCUCUGGUGGCAGCGGUCGGAGCUCGUGUCGGUAUCGGCAUGGCGGUGCUGAACUGCUGAUCCAUCCCCUUGCCAGAGCAGCCCGGUACAGUUGUAGUUCAUCUUGCCAAAACUUGAACCUUUCUCAAGUACUAGUAGCCAAUCUUGUUGUGUGAUAUACUCCUACUCACUAGCAACUUCGAGGCAUGAACAAUGGAAAUUCGAAAUGCCGAAAAACUGUUAACCCCCCAACCUGCGUUUUAAUUGUUGAUUGAUACUGUAAUCCUCAUGUGUGAUCAUUGUGUAUUAUGCCAGUCAUAUUUCCAGACUGAUUCAAGUUCAAGUCCUUUUGGUUCCUCUCCUCUGCUCUUUGUAAUUAUUAAGCUUUUGCCAGUGGAAAUCAACAGGGAUUUUCCAAGCAAAUUUGUAGCAAAUCAGUUGAAUCCUGUUGUGAUUUGUAGUAGCAGAGUAUGUAUGUAUGUAUGCAACUGAUUUUUGCUGGUUGAUUCUAAUUAACUAAA